CAGGACAGGAAGCGGAAAUAGAUUUGAAAGGCGGGAUCAGGAAGUUGAGUUUUAAACGCUAGCUAGCUGCAGCACGGAGUACUGCAGUGACUGAGGACUACAGGAGCUUGGACUUUUUACUGGAUUGUGCGAUCUUGAGAAAGGGGAAACACACCUACACCAGCAAUGUCGUCAACAUCACAGAAACACAAGGAGUUUGUGGCCGAGCCAAUGGGUGAGAAGCCGGUGAUGGCACUCGCUGGAAUUGGAGAUGUGCUCGGAAGGAGGCUGGAGGAAAAAGGCUUUGAUAAGGCGUAUGUUGUUCUUGGACAGUUCCUGGUGCUGAAAAAGGAUGAAGAGCUGUUUCGGGAAUGGUUAAAGGAUACCUGUGGGGCGAACUCGAAACAGCAAGGCGAUUGUUAUGGCUGCCUUCGGGAAUGGUGUGACUCCUUCCUGUGAUUAGGUUUUGUUGUUUUUUUGUUGUUUUUCUUUUUUUUUUUCUCCUUUCCGAAAGAUGUAUUCGUAGUCAGCACAGCUUUGGCACCACAACCUGAGUAACUGAGUCACACACACAUGAUGAUUAUAUUGCCUUGUCUGUUUUUAUGUACUUGAUCUUCACAGAUUUUUUUUUCCCGGCAACAUUUUAUUGUUUUUAUACUAACUGCUUGUUCAAAAAGACAGAACCUGUUUAUUCAAUGCUAUUCACGCCAUGCAUGUAGCUGUUCUGAACCCGGGGCUCCUGUUGCAGAUCAUAUAAUUGCAAGUUAAAGCCGCACCACCCGGAUGGUUUUUCUUUAGGAAACAAGCGACAUGUUUUUACGACCUCGUACCUUCAGGAUGUUGGGGUCUCCUUUUCAUUUCGAAACACGAGUUUUAAUUGAGGAAAAAAAAAUGUUAUCAGUCAUUUACCUGAAGGAUGUUUUAAGAGGAUGAUCAAAAUAAAAGUGAUUCAGAUGAA
Molecule: messenger RNA, 937 nt
Organism: Silurus meridionalis
Lineage: Eukaryota; Metazoa; Chordata; Actinopteri; Siluriformes; Siluridae
Gene: banf1
Product: BAF nuclear assembly factor 1
Exons: 3
Coding region: 166-438 (90 amino acids)
Molecular function (GO): DNA binding
Source: RefSeq, a predicted model, not a curated record